AUGGCCGGCGACGUGCGGCAGGGCCAAAACCAAACCCAGCCGACACCAUGCGGUCGUUCACCUGUAAGCGCCACGACCGUCCUCAAACCAUCCUCACUCCAGCCAAACGGCACCACGAUACACAACAUCGCAAUCAAGCAAAAAUGCGGUCAAGUCUCCAAGCUGACGAGCUCGUCUCAGUUGCUACCGGGUUCCGCCAAUGCUUCACCCACCCCAGAUGCUCCCGCCAUGUCGCAUUCUACCAGCAUGUCCCAUCACACUUUAUCGACAAACCAAACCGUCUCGCCAUCGACGUUACAUCCUGCGUCUCCUGCGUCCGCACAUACUCCCACAUCUCCGCCUUCCAAGCCUUCUGAGUCGGUCAAAAACCCAGACACGCUGGAGAAAUCUUUGCCCCCCGCCGCCCAGGAGUCAUCCAGUCCAGUCGCAAACUCAACACUCCCCGAAGCAGCGCCGGUGCCUCCGAAACCCAAGGGACAGCAGGGACAGCCCGCACACGAUCCGAGUCUCCAGCUUCCCGGUCUCGCGGCGGCGAACCCUCCGGGCUUCUCUAAACCCAUCGAAGUCGAAGCCGCGCCCUCCACCACCUCACCUCCGGUUCGCAAUCCCCCGGCAGGCGAGGCGGCCGCUCAGCCAGUCGCCCAGCCAGAGUCCGCCAACCCCGCCGAGGAAGAUGAAGACUCGGGUGAGCCACCGGCCGGCGCCUUGGCACCCACUCAGUCUUCUGGCCAGGACAAGGCUCUCCCGUCCGAGAUCCUCAACCCGGGCGGCGCAUCUGACCCUGCCGACCUCUCCUCCGCACCAAGCACUCUUACGACGGACAUCUCCUCUGCCCCAUCCCGCAUCGCCGUGACCACCUCGGUAACCUCUGACAACCCUGCAUCCAGCGGUCCUGCAUCCGAUAUUGCCGCACCCACCGUCACCAACAGCGUCGGCAGUGCCGCGCCGACCAAAACCCCUCCCGGCAGCAACCUGCAGCUGCAGACCAACCAUGGCGGCUCCGGCCCGCCCAUGGGCAUGAUCAUUGGCGCCGCCGUCGGUGGCGCCGCCGCCCUCGCCAUCCUUGCCCUCCUCAUCUGGAUGUGGCGCCGUCGCGCGAACAAGAAGAAGGAACUGGGCCGGCCGCUUACACCGCUUACUAGUCCAGGACACCAGCCCGCCGACGCCGCCGAGGGGCCGUUUGCCGCUGGACGGCAGGCUUCGACGAGAGCAGCCCGGCACCCGCUGCACGGGUGGUGGACCUCACACGGCGUCAACCAUGACGGGGCGCCGGCCAUCCCGCCCGAGCACGGCGAGAAGCAGCCCUCGACGAACUUGCUCGACGAAAAUCCCUUCUCCGACACGCACAGCACCGAGGCGCAGCGGACCGCCCCCAUCCUCACGCCACACCAGCAACAGCUUCGUGGCAUCUUAAAACAGCCCGCCGGCGCGAUGCUACACAGCAGACACCCAUCCAACGCUCCCUCCAUCGGGGCUGCGGGCGCCGGCCAACGCUCCCGCGCACACUCCAUCAGUGACCAGCGUGGGCGUCCGCCAUCGCAGCCGCAACAGCAGCGUCCGGCCGCUUCGCGGCGCACGUCGUCGCUCACCCAAGAUCCUUUUGACGAGCGGCGCACCAAGUUCCGCUCCGAUCCAUUCGACCUGGAGCUCGACACGCGCAUGUUGUCGUCAUCGUCCAGCUCACAGAGGAGCGGUGAUGCCCGAGCGAGUUCCGUGUACAGCGCCGGCACGAGCUCCAGCUCCCGGUACACAAGUGGCGUGAGCAGCACCGCCUGGACGGCAGAACAUGCGGCCCCCGGCGGUGGUGGGCGGCCGGGGGCCUCGGACAGUCCGACGCUGCCGCUGGGGCCAAGGGGCUAUGUCGGCGUUGGUCAGGCCAUGUAA
Cordyceps militaris CM01 is the source of this 1884-nucleotide messenger RNA. RefSeq lists its product as uncharacterized. The transcript has a single exon. Lineage: Eukaryota; Fungi; Ascomycota; Sordariomycetes; Hypocreales; Cordycipitaceae. The record is from RefSeq and is a predicted model, not a curated record. Bases 1 to 1884 code for a protein of 627 amino acids.